Messenger RNA from Spinacia oleracea (spinach), 2131 nucleotides. RefSeq lists its product as uncharacterized. Gene Ontology annotation, biological process: negative regulation of DNA-templated transcription. The transcript is spliced from 7 exons. Gene Ontology annotation, cellular component: nucleus. Gene Ontology annotation, molecular function: transcription corepressor activity. The record is from RefSeq and is a predicted model, not a curated record. Lineage: Eukaryota; Viridiplantae; Streptophyta; Magnoliopsida; Caryophyllales; Amaranthaceae. Bases 65 to 1633 code for a protein of 522 amino acids.
AACUUUUAAACUAAAAUACUCGGCGUGUGAUUACGGAAAGUAAAUAAAAGUUGGAGAAAAAACAAUGGAGGACGACGAAGGAGGGCCAAGGCUAAGCAAGAGAUUCUCAGACAAAGAUGGUGGUGAAGUAGAUUUCAAGACCAAAGCAGGCACAGCAUGGAGCCAUAACUUUCUGAACCAGAAACCUUGGCACCCUCUCUCCUACCCUAACCAACGCCGCAAAUGGAUCGCCGAACAAACCCAUUCUCAGCGCCACCGCCGCGCCGAGGAAAUCGCCCGCGAGUAUUCUCAAGAGCAGGAAUAUCUCCGGCAGACUUCCCUUCUCUCUCAGAAAGAGAAAGAAAAGGUGGAUAUAAUGCAAGCUGUUAGCUUUAUGUAUGUACGUCCACCGGGUUACAAUGCUGAGAGUGCAAAAGCAGCUGAGAUUGCUGAUGAGAGAAGAAAGCUUGGUGAGAGUGAACCAACUGCUGCUUCUUCCUCUUCAAUGCCCCAGGAAGUUGUAGCUGUGAAGGAAGAGAAAAAGAAAACUAGACCUAAGGAUGUUUUUGGCCGGACCUUACCGACUGAAGAAGAAUUUGCAGUUCUCAAGAAUGCUCCUAGGUUGGAGACUGGAGUUACAGGUAGGGCUAAGCCAUUUGCUGUAGAACUCCGCAAUGUUAAAUGUGUAAGAUGUGGAACUUAUGGGCAUCAAAGUGGUGAUCGUGAAUGUCCACUGAAGGAUGCAAUAAUGCCGAAUGAUGAAAAUAGGCUGAAGAGAGAUGAUCCCUUGACAGCUAUCAUGGCGCAAAUGGAUCCAAGUGAGCCUUUGAAGUGGGAAUUGAAGCAGAGACCAGGCAUCAGCCCUCCACGUGGUGGAUUUCAGCCUGAUGAUCCCAACCAGCAGAUAGUUCCUGAGGACAUAUUUGAUGAGUAUGGAGGAUUUCUCAGUGGGGGAAAUAUCCCGGAGUUGCUGACAAAUUUCUCCUCAAUGACGCAUAAAAAGAAGUCUAAAAGUAAAAGCCAUCAUAAGCAUGAAUCAGUAUCGCAUAGAAAAGAUCACGAAGGGAACAGCUCUGCUUCAGAUGGGGACAAUGACCAAAGAAGCUCAAAGAUGAAAUCUAAAAAUCAAAGCAAACAAAAGAGGUCAUCACACAGACAAAGUCACGAAGGCAACAAUCCUGCUUCCAAUAAUGACAGUAGUAAAAUGAAAGGUAAACGAAGUAGUAGUAAGCAUAAGAAGCGAGAGUUACAUCUGGAUAGUGAUCAAGAGAGUGACUCUACUUCUGAUAGCUAUGAGCACAAAAGGAGAUCAAGAAAAAGGCACAUGCGUAACAAGAGGAACAGAAAAGACUUGUCUCAUUUUAGCAUGUCAGAGGAUUCAAUGGAUGAGAGUUGUCAUGGCAAGAGUCGAUAUAAGGAUUCACAUAGAUAUAGAAAGUCGAAAGUUCCGCAUGAAGUUGGCCCGUCAGAAGGUGAAAGGAAGUCCAGCAGAAAAGGAGAAACAUGCAGGCAUAAGAACACCCACCAAAAUGACUCCGAAUUUAGUAUAUCAGAGGAUUCAGAAUCGGAAAGACAUACAAGGAAGCACAGACAAGCUUAUUCAUCAAAGGUCAUUGAUUCUAAGGAUCAUCAUAGGAGUCUGCGUCAUAGAUGACUUUUUUCUUGAAGAUCAUCUGGUCCUCCUUAAAGUAGAAAGUAGUAUCUGAAGUAUUUGUGGAUAGAUCUUGCAACCAUGUACGUUGGCAUUAAAAGGGGCUUAUAAAGUUGGGAACCAUUUCUUGCAUCUGUGUUGAAGCACCGCCACCUGCAGGCAUUUUUCGCUUUGAAAGGGAAGUAGCAGGUGAAAGGGUUUUUGGGCUUUAUCUACAAAUCAGCUAGUGGAGUGAGUGAGCUUUAGAUGUGUGCUGCACAAGACGUUAAUUGGAUAUUCCUUGGGCAUAGUUGGUUAUGAUCUUUCUCAAACCGUUGUAUUCGAAGCCAGUCGAGAAAAGCUGGCUGUCAAAUGGAUGAUUAAGAGCUCAUCUUUGGUUUCACUUGUUUAAAGUUUGUUUAGUCAAAGUCAAUUAUGGUAGGAAAAACUAGAUGCUGUAUGAUGCCAUUGAACUGCGUUCAGAAGUAAAUGUGCAGCCAAUUGAACGGUGUUGUCUUUUGA